This is a messenger RNA of Caenorhabditis briggsae, 1134 nucleotides long. The transcript has 3 exons. The coding region runs from base 1 to 1134 and encodes 377 amino acids. The record is from RefSeq and is a predicted model, not a curated record. NCBI's taxonomy places the organism in Eukaryota, Metazoa, Nematoda, Chromadorea, Rhabditida, Rhabditidae.
AUGCGCUUCACCUCACUCGCUGUCUUUUUUGCAGUUGCUCUUGUAGCAUCAAGCAGUGUACUUCGUGAAAAGAGACAGUGUGGAUGUGCUCAGCCACAGCAGAGCCAAUGCUCGUGCCAACAAGUUCAACAGACUCAAACUUGCUCGUGCCAAUCUGCUCCAGUACAACAACAAGCUCCAUCCUGCUCUUGCGCUCAACCACAACAAGUUCAGGCUGUCCAGGUUCAAUCCUCAAACUGUGCCCCAGCUUGCCAACAAAGUUGCACCCAACAGUGCCAAUCUGCUCCAUCCGUGUCUCAGUGUCAGCCAGUGUGCCAACAACAAUGCCAAUCCCAAUGCACCCCAAUGUACAACCCACCUACGACCACCACCACUACUCCAUCUCCAGUUGUCCAAUGCCAACCAAUGUGUCAGCAACAAUGCCAAUCCACCUGUGUCCAACAGCAGCAACCUGUAGCUCAGUGCCAACCACAAUGCCAACAACAAUGCAAUGUUGCCUGCGAAGCUCCAACCACUACAACUUCUGCUCCACAAGUGAUUCAAAUCCCACUCGAGAUCCAACAAUCUCAAGCUCAAUGUCAGCCAGCCUGCCAACAACAAUGCCAGUCAACCUGUGUCCAGCAACAACAACCAUCCAACCAAUGUGCAUCCGCCUGUGAUACUCAAUGCUCGAAUGUCUGCCAACAAACAGCUCAAGCCACCCAACAAGUCAUCUAUGGACAGAAUACCAACACCCAGAUGUAUGACCCAUACAACAAUCAAGGAAACCAACAACAGUGCGCUCCAGCAUGUCAACCAGCUUGUGACAACUCCUGCAUUCAACAAACUGCUGCUCCAGUGUACAACCCAACCACAACUGCUGCUCCAAAAGUUGUCCAAAUUGUGCUCCAAGCCUCUGUUGCUCAAUCUGCUCAGUGUGCUCCACAGUGUGAGCAAUCCUGCCAACAACAAUGCGUCCAACAACAACAACCAGUUUCUCAAUGUCAAACUGCUUGCCAAUCAUCUUGCUCCACAUCCUGCCAAGCUGCUCAACCAGCUACUGUUGCUUGCCAACAAGCUCCACAAACCAAUCAGUGCUCAUGUCAAGCCAAUUAUUCUCCAUGUGGAAACGGACAAUGCUGCCGCAGAAAAUAA